Molecule: messenger RNA, 5280 nt
Organism: Sapajus apella (tufted capuchin)
Lineage: Eukaryota; Metazoa; Chordata; Mammalia; Primates; Cebidae
Gene: ZNF423
Product: zinc finger protein 423
Exons: 6
Coding region: 1116-4619 (1167 amino acids)
Biological process (GO): regulation of transcription by RNA polymerase II
Cellular component (GO): nucleus
Molecular function (GO): DNA-binding transcription factor activity, RNA polymerase II-specific; RNA polymerase II transcription regulatory region sequence-specific DNA binding
Source: RefSeq, a predicted model, not a curated record
AGGCUGGUGUCUGCACCGGAACGCCGAGUCCCCUUAGAGGCUCCCGGUGUGUUGGGGAGCAGAAUGUUUGCUUAGAGUGGAAUGAAAUCCAGAAGGAAGGAAACGUUUUUUCAGGAAUGAGAGAGGAAAAGUGGGCGGCCAGCUGCCAGCAGGCGGUGGUGGCCAGGGUGUCAGACCUGGGUCGGGCCUGCGGCAUGGGAGUGGGGAGGGCCCUGGGACCCACCGUCAAUCCUAGGUCUGGAGCCCCUCCCUUGUGUCUCUCCUGUCUUUCCUUCUGUGCCUUGCCUGUUGACCUUCUGUCCCUUCUGUCUCCUGUGGAGAGGGCCGGCUUGCAUCUGUGAUGGUUUUUGCACCCAAGUGCUUGCCUGCCUGUCUCCUGCCCUCUCCCGUGCCCUCUCAAAGCUUCACAUCUGUCCCACUUCCUGCACCACUGGCCGGGAGGGAGGCCACCGGAGUAUAGCUGCCGGGCCUGACUUUGCCACCUACAAAGCCAUCCCAUCCUGGGCACUGGUCUCCUCUCCAGUCACAGGGGUGGCAUGCCAGAGGGACGUUUAGACCAGCCUUGGAACUACUGAAUGCCAGACUGUGAUUCCUGAUGGAUUCUGUAGGAACUCGAGGGGGCUGCGGAGCCUCCGUGGUGAUUGGGUGUUUCUCGUGGCCAGCCACUUGUUCUCCUGGGGAAGAGGCUGGUGAGUUUCUUUCUGUUUAUGUGGUAACCAGGCUACCGAGAUGGCAAACUUAGGUUCUGCAAUUACACAGCGUUUCAGAAGCAAAUUGAUAGGAUAACGUGUUAUUAUUGGCUACUGGGUUAAUAGCUAUUUUGGCAAGAGUACCAAUCCUGCGUGGUGUUGCUGGCGCGGGGUGUGAGAAUGGCGCGAUGGGGUGGAGAGGAAUGGUGGGUGCGCAACUGCACAGAGCCGCAGACUCGGGAGGACUCCGGGGGCCUCCUCUGCCAGCUCCUGCUUGGAGAAUGCUCAGUUCUGAUUAGCUGUUGCCGAAACCAAAACCAGAGAGGUUGAGAGACCAGUGUCAGAUCACACAAUGGUGAUGACGACCCACAACUCUCCUGGGUGGCCUCGUCUCCCUCCAGCAAGGAUGUUGCGUCACCCACGCAGAUGAUCGGAGAUGGUUGUGACCUCGGCCUCGGCGAGGAGGAAGGGGGCACAGGCCUGCCGUACCCUUGCCAGUUCUGCGACAAGUCCUUCAUCCGCCUGAGCUACUUGAAGAGGCACGAGCAGAUCCACAGCGACAAGCUGCCGUUCAAGUGCACCUACUGCAGCCGCCUCUUCAAGCACAAGAGGAGCCGCGACCGGCACAUCAAGCUGCACACGGGCGACAAGAAGUACCACUGCCACGAGUGUGAGGCGGCCUUCUCCCGCAGCGACCACCUCAAGAUCCACCUGAAGACCCACAGCUCCAGCAAGCCCUUCAAGUGCACCGUGUGCAAGCGCGGCUUCUCCUCCACCAGCUCGCUGCAGAGCCACAUGCAGGCCCAUAAGAAGAACAAGGAGCAUCUGGCCAAGUCGGAGAAGGAAGCCAAGAAGGACGACUUCAUGUGCGACUACUGCGAGGACACCUUCAGCCAGACGGAGGAGCUGGAGAAGCACGUGCUCACCCGCCACCCACAGCUCUCCGAGAAGGCGGACCUGCAGUGCAUCCACUGCCCCGAGGUCUUCGUCGACGAGAACACGCUGCUCGCCCACAUCCAUCAAGCCCACGCCAACCAGAAACACAAGUGCCCCAUGUGCCCUGAGCAGUUUUCCUCAGUGGAAGGUGUCUACUGCCACCUGGACAGCCACCGGCAGCCUGACUCCAGCAACCACAGCGUCAGUCCUGACCCUGUGCUGGGCAGCGUGGCCUCCAUGAGCAGCGCCACGCCCGACUCCAGCGCCUCUGUGGAGCGCGGCUCCACCCCGGACUCCACCUUGAAGCCGCUGCGGGGGCAGAAGAAGAUGCGGGAUGAUGGGCAGGGCUGGACCAAGGUGGUCUAUAGCUGCCCCUAUUGUUCCAAGCGGGACUUUAACAGCCUGGCGGUGCUGGAGAUCCACCUGAAGACCAUCCACGCGGACAAGCCCCAGCAGAGCCACACGUGUCAGAUCUGCCUAGACUCCAUGCCCACCCUCUACAACCUCAACGAGCACGUGCGCAAGCUGCACAAGAACCAUGCCUACCCCGUGAUGCAGUUUGGCAACAUCUCCACCUUCCACUGCAACUACUGCCCCGAGAUGUUUGCCGACAUCAACAGCCUGCAGGAGCACAUCCGCGUCUCCCACUGCGGUCCCAACGCCAACCCCUCCGAUGGCAAUAACGCCUUCUUCUGCAACCAGUGCUCCAUGGGCUUCCUCACCGAGUCCUCCCUCACCGAGCACAUCCAGCAGGCCCACUGCAACGUGAGCAGUGCCAAACUAGAGUCUCCGGUGGUGCAGCCCACGCAGUCCUUCAUGGAGGUCUAUUCCUGCCCCUACUGCACCAACUCCCCCAUCUUCGGCUCCAUCCUGAAGCUCACCAAGCACAUCAAGGAGAACCACAAGAACAUUCCACUGGCCCACAGCAAGAAGUCCAAGGCCGAGCAGAGCCCAGUCUCAUCCGACGUGGAGGUGUCGUCCCCAAAGCGGCAGCGGCUCUCGGCGAGUGCCAACUCCAUCUCCAAUGGCGAGUAUCCUUGCAAUCAGUGUGACCUCAAGUUCUCCAACUUUGAGAGCUUCCAGACUCACCUGAAGCUGCACCUGGAGCUGCUCCUGCGGAAGCAGGCGUGCCCCCAGUGCAAAGAGGACUUUGACUCCCAGGAGUCCCUCUUGCAGCACCUGACAGUGCAUUACAUGACCACGUCGACUCACUAUGUGUGCGAGAGCUGCGACAAGCAGUUCUCCUCGGUGGAUGACCUGCAGAAGCACCUGCUGGACAUGCACACCUUUGUGCUGUACCACUGCACCCUGUGUCAGGAGGUCUUCGACUCCAAGGUGUCCAUCCAGGUGCACUUGGCGGUGAAGCACAGCAAUGAGAAGAAGAUGUACCGCUGCACAGCCUGUAACUGGGACUUCCGCAAGGAGGCCGACCUGCAGGUGCACGUCAAACACAGCCACCUGGGCAACCCGGCCAAGGCUCACAAGUGCAUCUUCUGCGGGGAGACCUUCAGCACCGAGGUGGAGCUGCAGUGCCACAUCACCACGCACAGCAAGAAGUAUAACUGCAAGUUCUGCAGCAAAGCCUUCCAUGCCAUCAUCCUGCUGGAGAAGCACCUGCGGGAGAAGCACUGUGUGUUCGACGCUGCGACCGAGAACGGCACGGCCAACGGGGUGCCUCCCGCGGCCACCAAGAAGGCUGAGCCGGCCGACCUGCAGGGCAUGCUGCUUAAGAACCCCGAGGCGCCCAACAGCCACGAGGCCAGUGAGGACGACGUGGACGCGUCGGAGCCCAUGUACGGCUGCGACAUCUGUGGGGCGGCCUACACCAUGGAGGUGCUGCUGCAGAACCACCGGCUGAGGGACCACAACAUCCGGCCAGGCGAGGAUGACGGCUCGCGCAAGAAGGCUGAGUUUAUCAAGGGCAGCCACAAGUGCAACGUUUGCUCGCGGACUUUCUUCUCGGAGAAUGGGCUACGGGAGCACCUGCAGACGCACCGGGGCCCUGCCAAGCACUACAUGUGUCCCAUCUGUGGUGAGCGCUUCCCUUCGCUGCUGACGCUCACUGAGCACAAGGUGACCCACAGCAAGAGCCUGGACACGGGCACCUGUCGCAUCUGCAAGAUGCCCCUGCAGAGCGAGGAGGAGUUUAUCGAGCACUGCCAGAUGCACCCCGACCUGCGCAACUCUCUCACGGGCUUCCGCUGCGUGGUCUGCAUGCAGACAGUCACCUCCACACUCGAGCUCAAGAUCCAUGGCACCUUCCACAUGCAGAAGCUGGCAGGCAGCUCAGCAACGUCCUCCCCCAAUGGCCAGGGGCUGCAGAAGCUCUACAAGUGUGCCCUGUGCCUCAAGGAGUUCCGCAGCAAGCAGGACCUGGUGAAGCUCGACGUCAACGGGCUGCCCUACGGCCUCUGCGCCGGCUGCAUGGCCCGCAGCGCCAAUGGACAGGUGGGAGGCCUGGCACCCCCCGAGCCCGCCGACCGGCCCUGUGCCAGCCUCCGCUGUCCCGAGUGCAGCGUCAAGUUCGAGAGUGCUGAAGACCUGGAGAGCCACAUGCAGGUGGACCACCGCGACCUCACGCCGGAAACCAGUGGGCCCCGGAAAGGGACCCAGACGUCGCCGGUGCCCCGGAAAAAGACAUACCAGUGCAUCAAGUGCCAGAUGACCUUCGAGAACGAGAGAGAGAUCCAAAUCCAUGUUGCCAACCACAUGAUUGAGGAAGGCAUCAACCAUGAGUGUAAGCUGUGCAACCAGAUGUUCGACUCCCCAGCCAAGCUCCUCUGUCACCUCAUCGAGCACAGCUUUGAGGGCAUGGGCGGCACCUUCAAAUGCCCCGUGUGCUUCACAGUCUUCGUCCAGGCCAACAAGUUGCAGCAGCACAUCUUUGCCGUGCACGGGCAGGAGGACAAGAUCUACGACUGCUCGCAGUGCCCGCAGAAGUUCUUCUUCCAGACCGAGCUGCAGAACCACACGAUGAGCCAGCACGCACAGUGAGGGAUCGCUCAACAGGACACCUCUCCGCAGAAGGCUUGCCGGAGACGCCGUGGGGAGGGCCAUUUGAACAUUACAUCCAAUCAAAGUGUCAUUUGCAACCCAGAUGUAAAACUCUAAUGAUUUGGCCAUGAGGCGCUGCUAUUAUAAGCAGCUGGAAAUGAAUAUUAAUGGCAGAGAUUAAAAGUAUUCCAUGCUCAGUAUUUUUUAUUGUCCUGCUACAGCUAGUGUGCUUUUAGAGUUUCCGCCGCAGACUACAUUUCUAGAGUUAGAGAAACCUGCUUUUUAAGGCUAUUGUCCUUUGUUCUUUCAUGUAUUAUAUUGAUAGUUUUUAAAAAAGAAUUAGUGUGAUUUUUUUUUUCUUUGCUUCUUUUUUUUCUUUCUUGUUUUUCUUUCCCCCCCUUUGGUUAACUACUUUUUAAUUGCAGUUCUAGGUAAUUGUGCAUCGUGAUGUGAUUGCUUGGCUAUUGUCUGAAUAUUUCCUUUUAAUUUUUUAAUUAAAGACUAAUGCUUUGAUUGGAUUUGCCAGUUCACCGGACAGUGAUUAAAACUAUGUAAUGAAUAUAAUCGGUUUCAGUGCAACUGGAUGGUCUGCUUUUAAAUGUGACUUAAUCUGACUGCAGUAACUAGUACAGUUCAAUAAAGGGAAUCCAUGCGAUUAGCA